This is a messenger RNA of Cooperia oncophora, 420 nucleotides long. The record is from the annotation of a GenBank genome assembly. Lineage: Eukaryota; Metazoa; Nematoda; Chromadorea; Rhabditida; Trichostrongylidae.
AUGUGCAAGCUCUUGUUGUGUAUCCUGGCUUUGUUUACGCCGCCAUUGGCCGUGCUGUUCGAUCGCGGUUGUCAUCGAUCGUUUUGGACGAACUGCUUGCUAACGUUGCUAUUCUUCGUUCCGGGUGUGAUUCACGCUUUCAUAGUGAUUCUCAGCAAGAAACAUCGUCAUCGAUAUGACAGCGAUCAUCAUCACCAUCACGACCACGAGGUCGUUAUUGAGAGCAACAGGGUUCAGUAUGCUACACAACCAGUGGUAAUCCACACGAACCUUCAUCAUCACCACCAUCACGACGAUGUGAUCGUCGCUCGACCAGAAUAUCUCGCGCAAGGCGUCGUCACCUAUCCGCCACCACAAGCGGUCGCCGCCUACCCGCCACCACCCCUUUAUCCUAACAUGAAAGAUAUUCAAGUUCACUAA